UGUCAUUUUGACAAAUUUACGCGAAUUAUUUAUAUUUACUUAUUGGUCAAGUAAACGUUUUUUUUGCUAAAAGUGCUAAAGGUUUAGUUUAAAACAAUGUCCGUGGUUAUAGAAACCACCAUUGGAGAUAUUACAGUGGACUUGUUCACCGAUGAGAGACCGGUGGCUUGCCUCAAUUUCAUGAAAUUAUGCAAACUCAAAUAUUACAACUAUAACCUCUUUCAUACCAUCGAACAAGGAUUCAUUGCCCAGACUGGCGAUCCCACAGGAUCUGGGGAUGGAGGAAGUUCAAUAUGGGGUGUGGUUGAGGGCCAACACAAGCGUUUCUUUGAAGGCGAGACUUUGCCCAAAAUCCAUCAUUCCAGCGCGGGAUUAUUGUCGUUGGUGGGAGCCGGUAAACAUCUGCUGGGAAGCCAAUUCUUCUUUACCCUUGGCGACAACCUGAUUUCACUGGAUGGCCAACAUUGUGUCAUAGGCGAAGUGGUGGAGGGCCAUGAAACAUUGCGCAAACUAAACGAGGCAAUUGUGGACGAGAACUUUCGACCAUAUCAAGAUAUACGUGUUACUCACACUGUUAUAUUGGAUGAUCCCUUUGCUGAUCCAAGGGGUUUUCGGGAGCCCAGUAGAUCGCCCUCACCUUCAGCGGAAAGACUGGCCAAUGGACGCAUAGCCGCAGACGAAGAUAUCGAUGAUACGGAUGGCAAAACAAUGGAGGAGAUUCAAGAAAUUUUGGCCGAACGGGAGGCCAAGGCAAGAGCUACAAUACUUGAGAUUGUAGGUGAUCUGCCUGAUGCUGAAAUGGCUCCACCCGAGAAUGUUCUUUUUGUUUGCAAAUUAAAUCCUGUGACGACUGACGAUGAUUUGGAAAUAAUUUUCAGUAGAUUUGGGCGUGUCAAGUGUUGCGAGGUGAUAAGAGAUCGCAAAACCGGCGAUUCUCUUCAAUAUGCCUUUGUUGAAUUCGAGAAUCAAAAGGCAUGUGAAGCUGCCUAUUUCAAAAUGGACAAUGUACUCAUAGAUGAUCGGCGUAUUCAUGUAGACUUUUCUCAAUCAGUUUCCAGAAUAAAAUGGAAGGGCAAAGGACGAGGCAUUGAGGGUGAUUCCAAAAAUGUGGACUUUAAUAAUCUAAGAGACAAAAGGGGAGCAGAGGCAGAUGACCGCAAAUCGAAUAAUAGAAGAGACAGACCACGUUCCCCCAAAAAAGAGCAAAGCCGGCGAGAGCAUAGAAUAUCUAGGUCUCGUUCACGCUCCCGUUCAAGAAUGACAUCUGGGGAAAGACGCAAGGCAAGGGAAGAACGCCACAGAGAACAAGAGAAGCAAAGACGUUCAAGAUCAGCAUCUAAAACGCGCUAUAAAUCUCCCUAUCGUGGAGAUAGCAGGCGAGAAAGAGAACAACGCAACGAAAGGCCGCCAGAACGAAGGCGAAACGACAGAUACUCUCCAAAAAAGAGAAAUGAUGCUAGUUAUGAGGAAAAACGGUACAGAUCUCAAUAUCGUAGCAAUCAAAGAGACAGAGAGGAGAUAUCACCUAAAAGAAACUCAGAUAGAAGAGCCCAUGAUAGAUCGCCUUCACGUAAUGCUAAUGGAAGGAAUAGAGCGGGAUCGCCUGAAUCGAGCAGAAAAAGAACACCAGAAAGGAACUCCAGGCGAGAUGAAUCCUCAUCGGAGAAGUCGCGAUUAUCCAGCAAACGUAAAAAUCAGGAUACCAGAAAGAAAAGUAAGAAAUCAAGAAAAGAUAGCAGCAGCAGCAGUAGCGAAGAUUCUUCCAGUUCUUCGGAAAGUGAUAGUGAGUCAUCAUCUUCCACGGAUAGUGAUAGCUCCUCAGAAGAGGAAAGAAAGAAAAAGAAGAAGAAAAAUUCCAAAUCUAAGAGAUCAAAACAUACAAAAUCCAAAUCAAAGAAAAGUAAAUCGAAAAAGCAUAAGAAAUGAUUGAAAUUGGCGCUCACAUGACUUUGGCAAAAUAUAUGUAAAAAUUAAGAACAAAA
Molecule: messenger RNA, 1982 nt
Organism: Stomoxys calcitrans (stable fly)
Lineage: Eukaryota; Metazoa; Arthropoda; Insecta; Diptera; Muscidae
Product: peptidyl-prolyl cis-trans isomerase sig-7
Exons: 1
Coding region: 97-1926 (609 amino acids)
Biological process (GO): protein peptidyl-prolyl isomerization
Cellular component (GO): nucleus
Molecular function (GO): peptidyl-prolyl cis-trans isomerase activity; RNA binding
Source: RefSeq, a predicted model, not a curated record